AAGCCUGUUUGAUCUUCUCCAACUCAUGCUCAUUGCCUCCUAUAGUGUUUUGUCAGUAUCUGCAACCAGUUGGGCUUGUAAUACUAGCUAGCUAGCUUCAAAAAUGACUCUGUUUGGUAAGGUGGAGGCUGAUGUAGAAAUUAAAGCUUCCGCUGAAAAGUUUCAUGAGAUUUUCAGAAGCAGGCCACACCACAUAUCCAAUGUUUCUCCUGAAAAAAUACAGGGCUGUGCUUUGCACGAAGGUGACUGGGGCAUUGAGGGCUCUGUCAUCUACUGGGAUUAUGUCCAUGAUGGGGAAGCAAAAGUUGCUAAGCAGAAAAUUGUGGCAAUAGAUGACACAAAAAAGUCGAUCACUUUCAAAGUGAUUGAAGGGGAUCUCCUGAAGGAAUACAAGAACUUCGAAAUCGUUGUUCAAGCUACUCCCAAGGGUGAGGGCAGCUUGGUGCAUUUGACCAUGGAAUACGAAAAGCUGAAGGAUGAUAUUCCAGAACCCAACACAUUGCUUCAGUUUGGAAUUGAUCUCAGCAAAGACAUUGAUGCUCACCUUACCGCAUAG
Molecule: messenger RNA, 556 nt
Organism: Alnus glutinosa
Lineage: Eukaryota; Viridiplantae; Streptophyta; Magnoliopsida; Fagales; Betulaceae
Product: MLP-like protein 31
Exons: 2
Coding region: 104-556 (150 amino acids)
Biological process (GO): defense response
Source: RefSeq, a predicted model, not a curated record